Molecule: messenger RNA, 204 nt
Organism: Funneliformis mosseae
Lineage: Eukaryota; Fungi; Glomeromycota; Glomeromycetes; Glomerales; Glomeraceae
Source: the annotation of a GenBank genome assembly
UAUGUUAGUUUAAAUAAUAUUAAUGAGGGUUGGGACGAUAUAAUAACCGAGAAGGAUAUAUUUGAAGAUAAUGAUAAUAUAUUAGAAUUAGAUAGUAAUUUUGAUAAUGAAUCUGUAAUUUCUAUGGAAACUAAUAUUACCAAUGAAAUAAAAUUAUUUGAAAUUUCUGAACCAACAAAGUCAACUAAAUUUACUACUUGUUAG